Carassius carassius (crucian carp) is the source of this 1499-nucleotide messenger RNA. Its product is annotated as dual specificity phosphatase 29-like. Gene Ontology annotation, molecular function: protein tyrosine/serine/threonine phosphatase activity; MAP kinase phosphatase activity. The record is from RefSeq and is a predicted model, not a curated record. Gene Ontology annotation, cellular component: cytoplasm. Gene Ontology annotation, biological process: negative regulation of MAPK cascade; protein dephosphorylation. The transcript has 6 exons. Bases 84 to 1202 code for a protein of 372 amino acids. Lineage: Eukaryota; Metazoa; Chordata; Actinopteri; Cypriniformes; Cyprinidae.
CGAUCAGUACAGACCACAGAAACAGACGCCAGCUCAUAUUGAUAGACUGUAUAUGAUUUAUAGACCAUCUGUACAGACAAAGAAUGAAGUGCUGGGAUUUGAAGGGAUCUGAAGAUAUGACUGAGCCAGCAGGAAGCAGCAGUGGGUAUGAUCAGGGAGGCAUGGACACUUCUCCUACAACCACUGAGAAGACCAGCCCAACAGAAAAUACCAAAGUGAGGAAGAGCAACAACAUCUGUGCAUUCUUCCGAAGAAGAUGGAAGGCUGUGAAAAAAAUCUUCCAGAAAAACAGAGUGGCGCCCAUUGGGAGCUCAGCACAGCCUGAUCCAGAAACAGUAUGUGUCCCAGGUCCAAGCGAUCCUAAACCAGAACUUCAGAUGGAUCUGGUUGAAGCAGAGCAAUUGUGUGUCCUAGGUCCAGUCUGUCCUAAAACAGAACAGCAAGUGGAAACAGAGCUUUCAAUAUUACAAAUGUAUAUCCCACAAAGUGCGAUCCAACUUCAGGAUCGCUUGGAGCAAUGUACACUGGACUGGACACCUAUCACCGAGGUCUGGUGCAAUGUCUUCAUUGGAAAUGAGGAGACAGCAAAGGACCGAGCAAAACUGAAAGAGAUGGGUAUAACCCACAUCCUGAACGCUACAGCAAGUGAGGAAGAUCUUUAUGGAAAGAUCAGUUCAAGGGAGGAAUAUUACCAAGGCAUGAGCAUCACUUACUAUAAUGUGCCUGCAGUGGAUGAAGUCUGGUUUGACAUCAGCAAGGACUUCUUCCCAGCUGCGGACUUCAUCCACAAGGCCCUGAGUAACCCAGAGAAUAAGGUGUUGGUGCACUGCAUACAUGGUGUCAGCCGCUCUGCCACACUUGUCCUGGCAUACCUGAUGAUUCACCAUGACAUGAUGGUGGAGGAUGCCAUUGACCAUGCCACAAACGUGAGAUGGAUUGGGCCCAAUGAGGGCUUUUUGAAUCAGCUGACAGUCCUCAAUUCAGAUCUUGUAAAGCAGCAAAAACUACAAUUAAGAAAGCAGUUAGACAAAUAUAAAAAACAAGGUGAAGCCUGUUUUAGAGCCCCAGGCCCAAAACAAGAACCUCAAGGUAAAACAGAGCUUUUGCUAUUAAAAAAGCAUAUGAAGCAAUGCCAAGAAAAAUGUGCACUGGACUGCACACCUGUCACUGAGGUCUGGCCCCAAUGUCUUCAUAGGAAAUGACUGUUGGUGCACUGCAUAGAUGGUGUCAGAAGAUCUCCCACACUUUCUGAUGAUUCACCGUGACAUAAUGUUGGAGGAUGCCAUUGACCAUGCAAUAAAGGUGAGACGUAUCAGGCCCAACAUGGGGUUCUCGAAGCAGCUGAUAAUCCUCAAUUCAGAACUUGUAAGUCAGAGAAAACUACAGUUUAAAACUAGACAGACCUACAUAAAACCCACAGAUAAAUAAAUUACAUGAACAAAAUUAAAACAAUUAUCCAGUAAUCAUAAAUACUUAAAACCUUAGGACAGAAAUUUCAA